This is a messenger RNA of Porites evermanni, 1269 nucleotides long. The record is from the annotation of a GenBank genome assembly. NCBI's taxonomy places the organism in Eukaryota, Metazoa, Cnidaria, Anthozoa, Scleractinia, Poritidae.
AUGGCGACAGAAGUCGAAACACCGCCGACUGUCGAUGCAGUUGCAGAUCAGGCUGAAACGAAACCCGAAGAGGUUGCCAAACCCGAAGAAAAUCAUGUCGACGAGAAGCAAGAUGAUCAAGCAGCCGCUGAUGAAAACAAGCCAACAGAGAACGAAGCGGACGCUGUCGCUGAAGCGGGUGAAAGCGAAACGAAAGAGGAUAGCAGUCCCCCUCCGCCUCCAAAAGUUAUAAUUUAUCAACAUCCACCUUGGAAUUUCAUCCCUUCUCCUCUUCCCGCUUGCAUUAAGAUUGAAACCUAUUGCCGACUGAUGAAGAUCCCUUACGAAAACGUCUACAAAUCAGGGACGGACCAGAAGUUGCCUUACCUCGAGUAUAAGGGCGAGACAAAGAAACACGAUCUUUUAGGGUUCCUUAACUCCAAGUUUGAAGUCAACGCCGAUGCUAACCUAAAUGAAAAGGACCAAGCUUGUUCGCGAGCUUUCCAGAUCAUGGCUGAGGAGAACACGUUCUGGAGUUUGAUGUACUAUCGCUGGGUGGAUAACUUCUCCGAAACUAAGAAGUAUUUCAAGGGUUUGGAUGUCGUGAGAAAGAAUGUGCGUCCGAAGCUAGAUCAAGGCAAAUGUGUCAAGUGUCUAGAAGCACACGAAAUUGGCAAACACAACAAGGAAGAAAUUUACGCAAUUGGCGAGAAAGAUCUACGUGCAUAUUCUGCGUUCUUAGAUGAUAAAGAGUUCUUCAUGGGCUCGGAGCCCACGACUAUCGAUUGCACGAUGUUUGGCCUCUUGUCAUGCUUGCUGCACACGGCAGAAAAUUCGCCCCUGGCCAAAGUGAUCCGCGAGGAUUUGAAAAAUCUCGUGGACUUUUGCGAUCGAAUGAAGCUUAACUACUGGCUCGACUGGAAUGACCUCGGUUCCGAGGAACAAGUGGAGGAGACGCGACCAAAGUCGAGGCUAAGCGUUAAAAAGAAGAAGCGCACAAAGUCAACUGAGCCGUCUGGAGAAGCGAAAGAAACCGAGGGCGAAGCGAAAGAAAACGGUGAGCCGAGUGGUGAAGCGAAAGAAGGGGAGGGUGAAGCGACCGGUGAAGCCAAAGAAGCAGAGGGUGAGGCGAAAGAAGAGGAAGCGAGCGGCGAAGCGAAAAAGGAAGAGGAGCCUAAAGAGGAAGCCGCUGGGGAGAGUGCAGAGGCAGCGUCUGAGCCAAAGGAACAAGCAGAAGAAGAGAAGAAAGAGGAAGAAGCAGCCCCAGUGGUUAAUGGCGAUGCAGAGUAG